Chlamydomonas reinhardtii is the source of this 3751-nucleotide messenger RNA. RefSeq lists its product as uncharacterized. The record is from RefSeq and is a predicted model, not a curated record. The transcript has 2 exons. Lineage: Eukaryota; Viridiplantae; Chlorophyta; Chlorophyceae; Chlamydomonadales; Chlamydomonadaceae. Bases 560 to 1852 code for a protein of 430 amino acids.
CCGUUCGGACUUUCAACGCUGGGGCGGGUUCAUCUUACUUGAAAUUAUGCUCGGCCAGCGAAGAUGAGAUUUGCCUAUAUCAGCGCAGGUUACGUACACAAAUGCCCUUAAAAUUGUGCUUGUACAGCUUUGUUGUUUUGCUGCAGCAAUAUCCAAACGGAUUCUUACACCUUAAAACAUAGAAACGCUGGAUUAGCAGCGACUGCCCCUCUCCCUUAGCUCUUAACAAGAGAAGCACACUCCUAUGCCAACUCUCGUCACUGCACAGCCUUCACGUCAAAAGGGAACAGGUGCUUGAGAAGGUUGUGAAGGCGCGCCCGUCGUAACGGGUUGCCUUCUGGUGUUGAUAAAAACGAUCUUUGAUAGGGAUUGUUGAUGCUGCAUCGCUCUGUUUUGGAUCGCGGCAAGGCGCGCAUGGUGACACUUAUUAUUAGCCAAAACACGCGAAAACCUUGCCCGGGCUCCAACCACGACUAUACGCAGUCGGCCACGCCCUUCGUCCCUGGAAGCCUCGGACACGCAUCUAUAAUUGGUCUUGGGCAGCAGCGCGGAGCAUCUAAUGGCGCCCGGAGGUGACACCGCCGUGCCCUGCCGCUGGUCAGACCCCGCAGCCGGGCAGGCAUGCACUUCAACAUGCCUGGGCACGACCGUGACCACAAGCAGCAGCAAUAGCAUAAACGACCUGCUCUACUGUUGCGACAGCACUAUCGAUGGCAGUAGUAGCGGUAACAGCAGCAGCAGGUUCGCCCGAGCCCACACGGGCGAUGCCGGCAGAUGCAGUGACGGUGGAGGCGGUGGCGGCGCCGGUGGUAUCGCGGCAACGAGCCUGCGGGAGGCGCUGUUGGGGCUGGGGCUGGAGCUGGGUAGUUUGGGGGCGGCGGCGAGCGCGCUGCCGUUCAUACACACGGCGGCGCUGACUGCUGCAGCCUGUGGCAGCAGCGGAGGCGGCGGCGCGGUGGGUGGUGGUGCUGCUGCUGAAUGCCCUCCUCAGCCGGCUGCUGCGGCAGCGAAGGAGCGACAGCCGCAACCAGAAUACGGCAAGAUCAUGGCCGUUGAAGACCUCCUCGACCCGCAGGCGCGCGGCUGCGCCGGCACUGACGGCGGCGGCGGCGGCGGGCGCGGACUGUACCGUACGUACGGCAUGUGGGCCGAGGCGGCCGCGGCGAAGGCGGCCCAGGCGGCAGCAAUGGUGGUGGGGAAGGGGCGGCUCGCCCCUGCUGCCGCCGCACGUGUCGGCAGCAAUGGUUGCGGUGGAGGUCGCGGCGGCGGUGGCAGCAAGGCCGCCAGCUGCCUGCUCGGUGUGGACCUGCUGCUGCAGCACCUGGCCCUGGCGGCGGCGGAGGUGACAGCGGCAGCAGCAGCUGCCACAUCGCCGCCGCCGCCGCCAGCAGCAGCAGCUGCCGCAGCAGCUACAGCCGCCACGUCAUCGCCUGGUGUGCCCACCAGUGUGCCCAGUGCUGAUGCCGUGGGGACAUCGCCGCAGCGGCAGGAGCAGCUCCGUGCGUGGACAGGCGCGGGCGUCAGUGGCGGCUGUAGAACCGUGGGGCCACCGCCGGUGGCUGCUGGUGCUGAUGCGGCGGCGGCCGGUGCCCAGAGCUGCUACAGCCGUGGCUUUGAGGCCGACCUCAAGACUGUCGUGCUGCCAGCCGCCGCCGCUGCCUCGGCAGCAAUAACAACAGGCUCGCCGCGGUGUGUCGGGCAUGGGGUGGGACACGAGGCAAGUGGCGUGGGCAACGGUGGGGCGGAUGGGGUCGCUGCUAUGUCGCCCGCCGGUCGGGCUGCUGAUGUGCCGCAGCAGCGCCGUCGGCCCCUGCUGGCGAGACUGCUGGGAGCCUGCAUCCGGGGGCAGUAGGCCCCAGGCAAUGGGUUAGAGGUGUUGUGUGGCGAUGGUUGGCACAUUGACAAGCAAGCAAUGCCGUGGCAGGCAGGCAUCUAUGUGCUGCGCAACCAUGGUCUUGCACGCACACGUAUUUUCAACGGCAUGCCUACUUGAGUGGUGAUUUCAGUUGGCAUUGAUGCAGCCUCAACACAUACAAAGUGCCCAGUUUUCCGUUCGUUUUUCUUGUUGAGGAUACUACAGUAUGCUUUGUUGUGGGUGUGUUUCUCUUUGGGGGUUGAUGACGUAUGCAUGUGUGACAGCGAAUGCGCGCGUGCGUGUUUGUGUGUGUACGGGGUUUCAAACACUUUACGUUCAAUCAUUGGAUGCGAGGAGAGCCGGCGCGCAAUACCUUGGUUAGUUGCUAUGUGUGGAGGGCGUGUAUUCUGUGUGUGGUAUGCGGUAUGCGGGGAGCAAACUAAGCGAUGGUGCGCACGGUACGCAUGAACGUGCGCGGCUAGCUGUGCGUGCUGCCGUGGCGAUACGUGCCGCCACGCACAUGCUGCUGCAUGCAGUGGCCAGCAGCGCAUGUAGCAGCUCCCACCCCCCGUGCCGGUAAUGCAUUGCCCUUGCGAUAAUGCACAUGCAUGGGUAGUGGACAAACUCCCAAGGACCGCGUGCGUGCAUACGCGGUUGGUGCGCAGCGGCAGAAUGCAGGCGAGAGCUGGUCCAUGCAAGAAGCAGCAAGACAUGCUUCCAAGCAUACGGUACACAUGCGGUUCAUCUUCGUUAACAUGGCUAGUGCGGCACUGCUGCAUACGUUUGGUGAGCACGUGGAAGGGAGCAGGCGUAGGUGUGUGCGGUGUGCGCGACAAGCGAUGUAUGUGCGGUGCGGUGUAUGAGCGGCACGUACGUGUGUGGCCACUGCUGCUGACGGAGCAGUGCCUCUGGCCUUGCUUGCCUCCGGCGGCCUUACUUGCCUCCGACGGCCUUACUUGCCUCCAGUGUCAGAGGGCGCACUCCUGGGUGUCAGCACCAUUUCAUAUGGCGGGGUUGAGUCAUGGGGUAACUGAAGCAGUGAAGUGGAGCAGUCCUGCUGGCAUGCUUCUGUGCUCCCAUGCCGUGUCAGAACCCGCCUGGGGCGUGUGUGUGUAUGUGUGUGUGUGCGUGUGUGUGUGUGUGUGUGUGUGUGUGUGUGUGUGUGUGUGUGUGUGUGUGUGUGUGUGUGUGUGUGUGUGUGUGUGUGUGUGUGUGUGUGUGUGGCCACAGGUGCUUCAUGAGUUCAUGUGGUGAGACUCAAUGUGCUUUGCGCUUUGUUUUUGGGCUGAGCCCCCCCAGCGAAGCGUUCCAGGGGGGGGCGAAGCCCCCCAGGAACACCCCGGUCCGUGCGUGCGUGCGUGGUGCGUGCGUGGUGCGUGCGUCGGCAAAACAUAGCAUACUGGCACAAACUGCGACUGCUACGUAUUAGUAUUUGUUAAUUCCUAUUGCAUGUAAAUAGGUGGCAGGGAAAAUUCGGGCGGAGCGAGAAGUGCCUUCGCGCGUCCAUGGAAAUUGACUUUCGCGAGGUCGCGAGGAAAGCAUCCGGUGCCCGCCGAUAUGCAGUCUAUAAGGCAAACUAUGUUGGCGGCAAGCAAAGCGGGGAAGUAUAUCGAAAGUUGUGAGCGACUUGCUGAGCCAUGCCUACCGACGCGCCAGAAUGCCGAGAAGCCCCGAGGUCGCCCCCGCCCCGCGCCUAGCCCUUUGAGCGUGGGGCGCCGGGGAGGUGUUGAGUGUUGCAGGAGGCGAAAGAAAUGCUUGGGGUGUUUGGGAACGUGACAAGGCACGCAUGUGGCGCGGGAAAUCCCGCACGACCCCAACCCGAGUGUCCCUAGCCGAUGCGCCUGCGCGUCGUAGCGGCAUGGAGGCUCUAACGGGGCGUUACACGCCUAUUAGCUC